AUGGACUCGGGGAACUGCCGCGGCGGCCAGGGCUACUGGGACGGCGGCGAGGCCGCAGGCGCUGAGGGGCCGGCGCCGGCGGGGACGCUGAGCCCCGCGCCGCUCUUCAGCCCCAGCACCUACGAGCGCCUGGCGCUGCUGCUGGGCUCCAAAGGGCUGCUGGGCGUCGGCAACAACCUGCUGGUGCUCGUCCUCUACUACAAGCUCCAGCGACUACGCACUCCCACCCACCUCCUCCUGGUCAACAUCAGCCUCAGCAACCUGCUGGUGUCCCUUUUCGGGGUCACCUUUACCUUCGUGUCCUGCCCGAGGAACGGCUGGGUGUGGGACACCGUGGGCUGCGUGUGGGACGGGUUCAGCGGCAGCCUCUCCGAGAAGAGUUCCAGUCACAAAUGCAUAUGUGAUGCAUUUUGACAUUUACUGCUAAGAUGAAAUGCAGAAAUGAAACCACACAUCCGUUUUAGUAUUCUCAGAUGUGAUUAGAUGUACUUUCUCAUGUUUUUAUGCUACUGACUUACAAGAAAAAAAUUUUUUUAAGGGUAACCGUUAAACAGCGAGGACCUGCAACUUCAGAGCUUCUGGGAUAAACUGGAACAUCAGAAGGACAGAUUUUAUUACAGCAUAAUCACACCUUAUUUCUUUCAUCAGCAGUUGUCACCAGACGAUUUUACUUCCUAGAAUGGCAGACAAUCUUCCCACAGAGUUUGAUGUGAUUAUAAUAGGGACAGCUUUGCCCGAAUCCAUUCUUGCAGCUGCAUGUUUAAGAAGUGGUCAGAGGGUUCUACAUGUUGAUUCAAGAAGUUACUAUGGAGGAAACUGGACUAGUUUCAGCUUUUCAGGAUUGCUAUCCUGGUUGAAGGAGUACCAGCAAAACAAUGACAUUGGGGAAGAAAGUACUGUUGCAUGGCAAGACCUG
Messenger RNA from Callithrix jacchus (white-tufted-ear marmoset), 916 nucleotides. The record is from RefSeq and is a predicted model, not a curated record. Lineage: Eukaryota; Metazoa; Chordata; Mammalia; Primates; Cebidae.